CGAGCGCGACGGGGGGCAUCGAGGGGGCCCAGCCGCCGCCGCCACCUCCUCGGCGCUGCCCGCCGCUCCUGGGGGCAGCGUGUUCCCGGCUGGCGGCGGGCCCCUGCUUACGGGCGGCGCGGCGGUGCACAUCUCCGCUGUCGGAGCCGCCAAGGCCACCCUCUACUGCCGCGUCUUCCUGCUCGACGGAACCGAAGUGAGCGUAGACCUGCCGAAACAUGCCAAAGGCCAGGAUUUGUUCGACCAGAUCGUGUACCACUUGGACCUGGUAGAAACAGAUUACUUUGGCCUCCAGUUCCUUGACUCCGCCCAGGUCACGCACUGGCUGGAUCAUUCCAAACCCAUAAAAAAACAGAUGAAAGUUGGACCUGCCUAUGUAUUGCACUUUCGCGUUAAAUACUAUUCUUCAGAACCGAACAACCUUCGAGAGGAAUUUACAAGGUACCUGUUUGUUUUACAACUCAGGCAUGACAUUCUUUCUGGAAAACUGAAGUGCCCCUAUGAAACAGCCGUGGAACUAGCUGCUCUCUGUCUACAAGCGGAGCUGGGGGAGUGCGAGCUUCCGGAACACACACCAGAGCUUGUGUCUGAGUUUCGGUUCAUCCCAAAUCAGUCAGAAGCAAUGGAAUUCGAUAUCUUCCAGAGAUGGAAAGAGUGCAGGGGAAAGAGCCCUGCCCAGGCGGAACUCUCCUAUCUGAAUAAAGCGAAGUGGCUGGAAAUGUAUGGGGUAGACAUGCACGUUGUCAGGGGAAGAGAUGGCUGUGAAUACUCUCUUGGACUGACCCCGACAGGCAUAUUAAUCUUUGAAGGAGCUAACAAAAUAGGCUUAUUCUUUUGGCCUAAGAUUACCAAAAUGGACUUUAAAAAGAGCAAACUGACCCUCGUGGUAGUGGAGGAUGAUGACCAGGGACGUGAGCAGGAACACACCUUUGUGUUCCGGCUGGACAGCGCACGCACCUGCAAACACCUAUGGAAGUGUGCCGUGGAGCACCAUGCCUUCUUCCGACUGCGCACACCCAGCAACAGCAAGUCUAACAGAUCCGACUUCAUCCGGCUGGGCUCCCGCUUCCGGUUCAGUGGGCGGACGGAAUACCAAGCUACACAUGGUGCCAGGUUGCGAAGAACCAGCACCUUUGAGAGGAAGCCUAGUAAACGUUACCCAUCCCGGCGACAUUCCACUUUCAAAGCAAGCAACCCGGUGAUUGCUGCUCAGCUCUGCGCUAAAACAAAUCCUGAAGUCCAUAAUUACCAGCCUCAGUACCAUCCUAACAUCCAUCCCAGUCAGCCCCGGUGGCGUCCUCACUCUCCAAAUGUCAGCUACCCACUCCCCUCUCCAGCACUCAGCCCCACAGACCGGCUGCCUUUCGGCCUCGAGGAGAACGGGGGCACACCGUUCGCUGCUAAAGCUUCAGGGAGGCAUCACCACCAGCAUCAGCACCAGCACCAGGCCCACUCCAACUACGGCCUUUCGCUGACCCUGGAGAACAAGGAGGGGCCACUGAGGUCCCCAAACUCCAGCAAGUCGCUCCCCAAACUGAGUCCAGGAGCACCUGCUCUGUACAGCGAAGCCGCUGCUCACCUGAAGAAGCUCGAGCUGGAGACUGUGAAGGCUGCAGGACCCUGGCCCGCUCUGCACAUCAACAUCAACAAGGCUGAAGAAAAGAAAGUUUCUGAGAAGACACUUCAGACUCCACUGUUGCCUUCCCCAGUGGCAGGUCAUGUGAAGUGUAACAUUUUGAAAGCACAGCUGGAGAACGCUUCCCGCGUGAAUGCCCAGAUUGGAACAGAAGACUCCACAUUUGUAAAUAUCAAUAAGAAAUCCAGUCUUCAGGACACUAAUGUAAGAAGUCCUAUUCCUAUACGUGUGGAAGCCGUCCAACCAGCUGUGGAAAAACCAGAAAUCAAGCCUCCCCGAGUGAGGAAAUUAACAAGGCAAUAUAGUUUUAACCGCAGUGAUGAAGAUGACCUCCCUCCAGACCUGGCUGAGGCAGUAGGAGCCACCACAGCCACCACCACAAACACCACAAUGGCUGCCACUCAAGUCUCGGUGCCGCUGGCGUCCCCCAAGGUCCAGAAAGUCAGCUCGCCUCAGAAGUCAGAAGGCAAGGGCCAGCUGUCCCCAGGGGCCAAGAGCCCCUCUGACCAUGGAGGUACCUUUACCUUGGGGCCGGGUGACCUGCUGAUGGAUUUCACAGAAGCCACUCCUCUGGCAGAGUCCGCCAGCAGCCCCCACUGUGCCCACUCUCGCUGCUCUCCUCCACUCUCUCUCCCCAUGAAGGAAGAGACCACUGGAGUUUGCAUGUACCCUCCAAUCAAAACGAGGCUGAUAAAAACAUUCCCAGCUGAACCAAUGAGCCUGUUUCCUGAUCCCUUUACCACAGGGCCACAGUUUACCGCAGACUUUAGAGAGAGCAAAUUACAGUGCUGUCCUGGCCAGUCUUCCCCGCUGAUUCCAACAGUGACCCUGCGGCCCUUGACAGAGACCAUGUCCACAGUGCAGACCAUCUACACCUCCCGGAAGCCUGUCUCCCUGGCAGCCAGUGCAGAGACGCUCCGGCAGGAACUGGAGAGAGAGAAGAUGAUGAAAAGACUGUUGAUGACCGAACUGUGAAACUCUGCCCUUGCCGCCUGGAGAUGGCAUGGUGCCUUCUGUCCGCUUCCUUUCCUUGGGCUCGGUGUGCUCACUGGGGCACAUCAUACAAAUGU
Molecule: messenger RNA, 2706 nt
Organism: Nannospalax galili (Upper Galilee mountains blind mole rat)
Lineage: Eukaryota; Metazoa; Chordata; Mammalia; Rodentia; Spalacidae
Gene: Epb41l4b
Product: erythrocyte membrane protein band 4.1 like 4B
Exons: 26
Coding region: 356-2611 (751 amino acids)
Cellular component (GO): cytoskeleton
Source: RefSeq, a predicted model, not a curated record